ACAAUCACGAUGUGAAGCAAAUUGCCGGUUUAUUGCAUCAAGGCUUGAAAUUCACGGCGAAAUUUGGUCAAGAUUAUUAUCAGAGGUAUGGGUUCGGCGCCUAUAUCACCUCUGAGUAUUUUUUGAUCGUUUUCCACAAAUAAUUUCCUUUGACAGUUAGCAUUAUCGCAUUGAGAGUCGCGACAAGCUGGGUUACGUGCACUACCCUUUCAACAGGAUUACACGUUCGCAUACAUGCAUCAUACUUUAAAACAUUAUUAUUUUGACAGCAUUCAACAGCUUAGAAAGGCAACUUGGUAAACGUGAAUGACGGGUAGCAAUUUGCCAAAACCACGCAUCAUAAAUUAGCAGACAGUGAAGAGGUGGGAGACAGUAACCAAUUUGAAACAAUUGCAACGAGAUCUACCAAAGUAUCCGUUUAUAAGGAAAUAAAAUAUGACACACUGAAACUAUUUAGUGCCAUAUUAAUUUGGACAAUAUAUCAGUUCUCCAAAUAUAUGAGGAUGGAAGAGAACCAAAAGAGAGAGCACAUCCACUCAUCGUUCAGCAUCAAUAGCAUUCUUAGCAAACCAAACAAGAAGAAGCCAGAUGAUGAUAAAACACCAGAGAGAAGGCGAUCUACUUCACCAAAAUAUCCAAACGAAACUCAACAUGCGCCAAAGGCUUCCGAUAGCGACAGCACUAUUGAAAAUGACGCUAAAUCUGCACCAAGUACAGAAGAGACAAAUCCGAUUGUAUUUAAUAGCCAAUAUGGGCCCCCUGUCACACAUCCCGGGUUCACCCACCUAAUGGACCCGCGGACAGUUCUAGCCAGGAACCCAUGGUACCCGUUCUUUGCCGUGCCACCCUAUCCGGUCCCCCUCCCUGCACAUCAACAUGUCCCCACAUCGGUGCAGAGCCUUCCAGCGUCUCCUUUACGUAUUCCCACCAUCCCCUCAUCGAUAUCCCCGAACAACAAAUCGGAGCUGAUGGUUAAGGAGAGAUUAAGUCCGGGAAACAGUAGACUUUCGCCUGCUUUGUCAGACGACGCUAGCAUUGAUGACGCGGAUGAUAAAGACAGUGACAUUGAGAUGAAUGAUCACACAGACAAUCCCGAUAGAUCCAAAAUGGCUCGCAAAAAGAAAACUCGGACAGUUUUUUCAAGAAGUCAGGUUUUCAGAUUAGAAUCCACAUUCGACAUGAAACGCUAUCUGUCAAGUUCAGAGCGAGCGGCACUGGCUGCCUCACUUCAUCUUACAGAGACACAGGUCAAAAUCUGGUUCCAGAACAGAAGAAAUAAGUGGAAAAAACUUUUGGCGCAAGAGCUUGAAACUCAUAGCUCUGCACACAAUACAGGACUGUCACUAUCCACGCUCCAACAGAGACUUGUUAAAGUACCAGUUCUUUACCACGAAGGAGGAUCGCAGAUGACGACGAGCUCAGAGGGGGUACUUACACAGAGUCCCCUGAUGACGACAUUUCCAAGUAUGUACGGGUUGUCUUCUGUGUACCCCAAUCUGAGACCGACAUUGCCGAAUAUAAGUCACUAACCAUGGUUCAAUUUCUCCAAAUUUUGUAAACUUACGGAUCCGCAAAUCAAUUAUUCUUUGCCAGUUCAACAACAUACAGAAGUUGAUUGACGGGUCCGUGAAUUUUAACUUUUUGAGAUGCGCAUGUAAUAAUUUCUUUGUUAAGUAAUUCAGAUGAUAUGUCAUUGUAAAUAGUCAUGGUAUUUAGAUAUUAUAUUGUGGUGCUAUAUUGUAAUUGCAAUUAUUAUGAAAUUACAGGGUGAUCCAGUAAUAAGUGUCAUACUUACGAUAAAUUUCAAAGCAAAUAGGCUUCCUAAAAUUAAAAUUUAGAACUAUUAAAAGGUGACUACCUGUAAUAUAAAACGGGACAGCAAAGCAUGUUUAGAUUGAUUGAGAUUUCUCUUCCAAAGAUUGACCAAACUUUCCUAAAUACCCAGUGUAGAAAUGUUAACUAUUUAUUGAGAUGCGACUGGAAUAUUAUUUUGUGGAAUAAGGAAACCGACAUUUUGUGGAAUAAGGGGAGUUGCAAUACAGUUAGAGGUUGUAAAACAAUUCACAAUGUGAAGAAUUAAGAUUUCUGUUAUCCCAGAGAUCACCGUUAAUCAAGGGCAUAGAUUGAAUUAUUUUCUAAAAAGCAUGCCAAUGUAUUGUGUCAAUUUAAAGCCCUUUAAGGAAGAACCUUUAAAUGAGAGUGUAUGUAGACAAUCAACUUAUACGGUAAUGAGUAAAUACCAAUUUUCAAUGUAAUACGCGAUCUGGCCAAAUUAUAUGAGAUGGCCGUCGGUUUUUACAAAUUCACAUUUUCUUUGCUCUCUAAGAUUAAAGUCUCAACAUUUUCAAGCAAGACUCGACAAAAGUAGGUUUUGUACUACUAGUGUUAUAGAAUAUAAAAGGUUUGGUUAUUGCCUGGGCCAUUUAUCAGUAAUUUUCUGUUCAGCUAAUGAUGUAUUCUAGUAUUCAUGUUUCCACAAAUGCAGAAGAAAUGUAUUUGUUUUUCCAUCUCAUUUUAGAUUUUGUAUCCACACAAAACUGAGAGAACAGAUCUUGAAAGUUUUAAUUUUUGGAUAUUGUGAAUGAACAAACUUUUUAUUUUUCAAAUUUUCAUUACAUAUACCAACAAAAAAGUAAUUUUUGGAUAAUAUUGGAUACAUAUGAAAUAUUUCGUGCCAUCCUGUUUGAGAUGUAUACAUUUCCUCCGCUUUUUUUAACAACA
This is a messenger RNA of Owenia fusiformis, 2721 nucleotides long. NCBI's taxonomy places the organism in Eukaryota, Metazoa, Annelida, Polychaeta, Sabellida, Oweniidae. The record is from the annotation of a GenBank genome assembly.